AUGGAGACUGACUCGAACCCCCCAUCCGAGGCCGAUCAUGACUCAGUAGAUUUGGCGUCCACCCCCCAGAAGGGCUUGGAUGAUAUGACAUCUCCGCCCAAGCUGCGUCAGAAGCUAGCUUGUGAUCAGUGCCGCGGUCGAAAGGUCGGCUGCGAUCGGCAAGAGCCUUGCUCAAGAUGUAUUCGGAUGCGUGUCCAUUGUCAAUACACUGCACAGCUACGUCCUCGUCCUAAACGACCCCGCAAGGUCCCUGCAAAUCCAUACGAGGCCCAAUUCGACGAACUCUCUCGAAAGCUAGAUAGAAUCUGCAAGCUCCUCGAGGACAAAUUGCAACCCAACUCAGCGGAAGGCUUUUCUGAGUCUCACGUGCCCCCCACUCACUCAACAGCCUCAUUGCCAGCAUCAGUGCCCAGCACAAUGAUGCAGAUGCAAUCUCCGAUGGCACCCACUGAGGCUUCGGAGCCGGAGUACGAGGGGCAUUCAGCGCUCUCUACUCACACGGCCUUUGCUAGCAACUUGCUCAAGAAUAUUGCAGGCCAAGAUGCAAUGUUAUGGCACAGUAACACACCGAGUGGCACGAGCUCCACCGAUGCUAUUUCUCAGGUCCCUGGCAUUGCGAACUUGCCAAUGCCCUCGGCUGAUAUGGCCUUCCGCAUAUUGCGGAUCCUGAAAGAGGACCCACGAAUGCAGCUACCUUGGAUGAUGGAGUUUGAAUCCAUUGACCAAUUCCAGGAAUAUAUAUUUAGAGUGUACUCCUCCAGCCAUCCUACCGCCGCGGAGCAAAUCAUUCUCCUCGCCGCAUGGGUUUCGACGAUGCCUGCUUGUGCUUUAGUCGUUGUUGAUGCUACACAAAAGGCUGAAAUCGAGGCCCAAGUCGUCACUUGUCGUGAUAGCCUCGACGUAGCUUUAUCGAGACUGCCUUUGCAAUUUCCCUCGACUUUUGAAAACAUUCUGGCCUUAACCAUGGCGGGCACACACUACGUCUACAGAUCACGAAUUAAACUCGCAUGGAUCAUGAACUGCGCUGCGGCACGAAUGGCCCAGGCAUUGGGGCUCCACAAGGCCUGUCUACAGGAUCCUGAGACCAACAUAGCCACUCGCAGAAAAGCGCGGCUAUUUGCCAUAAUCUUUUCAGCUGACAAGGCACUCUCUUUGCGUCUUGGGCGAGCAUCUGUGAUCCGCGACGAGGAAAUUCCAGUAAACCUUAGAAUGCUGCUGCGUGGAGUAAACACCGCCCCUUCCCCAAUUCCAUACCAGUGGCUCGCGUUCUCCCACACGCAAGGCUUAGUAUACGAUCAGCUCUAUAGCCCUAGGGCCAUGCAGCAAACUCCAGAAGUAAAGCAGUCCGUAGCCAAAGCUCUGCUGGAAUCCGUCGAAACAUUGAUGUCAGAGCGAAAUGAGGUCAAUGAAGACUUCGAGAGAAAGGCUCGUGUUGCAUUCGGGGAUGACUUGGCAGAUCUUUACAAAGGAGCAAAUCACGUCUCGCAGUUAGCACUCAUAUGCUUGAUCUACCAUGGCGUCGCACCUUGGGCACACAGGUCGCCUUUUUACGAAGAGGGUAUCCCAUUAGCUCGAGAAGCUUUGGUAGAGCACCAACAUUGGUUUAGCUUGCUUUCAGACUAUGGGAAUAUUCAUACUGAGAUUUACCUCCGCUGGGCCCUAUUCACCUCGCCUUUCAUCCCUUUCAUUAUUCUUUUACGCGAUGUCGUUCAGACUAGUGAACCAUCCGACCUCAAGCUCCUCGGCGCACUCAUUGAGUCGAUCGAGACUAUGCGUGAAUCCUUCCCAGACAUCUCCAAGCAGCUAGAUUUAUUCAAGCCACUCUACGAGAUUGCUAGCAAUUUCAUCGAGGCUAAAACUACUGAUAUUUCUGACAUCUCUACUAUCAACCAUGGCUCGCCCUAG
This is a messenger RNA of Clonostachys byssicola, 1905 nucleotides long. The record is from the annotation of a GenBank genome assembly. NCBI's taxonomy places the organism in Eukaryota, Fungi, Ascomycota, Sordariomycetes, Hypocreales, Bionectriaceae.